Molecule: messenger RNA, 272 nt
Organism: Candidula unifasciata
Lineage: Eukaryota; Metazoa; Mollusca; Gastropoda; Stylommatophora; Geomitridae
Source: the annotation of a GenBank genome assembly
AUUACCAGCUUGUGGAACUUCUACAGCAGGCUUCCAAAGAUAAGCAGCUGAAAAAAGGGACCAAUGAACCCACUAAGACGCUGAAUCGAGGACAGGCAGAAUUCAUUGUUCGAACAGCAGAGGCCGAGCCAGUUGAAAUUCUCUUGCACCUGCCCUUGUUAUGCGGGGACAAAAACGUACCGUAUUUUUUAGUACGAUCAAAACAAGCUUUGGGAAGAGCUUGUGGUGUGUCACGUCCUAUAAUCGCCUGCUCUGUCAUACAGAAGAAUUAA